Molecule: messenger RNA, 2230 nt
Organism: Pelmatolapia mariae (spotted tilapia)
Lineage: Eukaryota; Metazoa; Chordata; Actinopteri; Cichliformes; Cichlidae
Product: zinc-binding protein A33-like
Exons: 1
Coding region: 1-1404 (467 amino acids)
Biological process (GO): protein ubiquitination
Cellular component (GO): cytoplasm
Molecular function (GO): protein binding; ubiquitin protein ligase activity; zinc ion binding
Source: RefSeq, a predicted model, not a curated record
AUGGCUUUCCAGUAUGAGGAGGACCUCUCCUGUACUGUCUGCUUGGAUAUUUUUAAAGAUCCUGUUGUCCUCUCCUGUAGCCACAGCUUCUGUAAAAGCUGUCUGCAGACAUGGUGGGGUGAUAAAACAGUACAUGAGUGCCCUCUUUGCAAAAGGAAAUCAUCAAGGAGUGACCCACCUCGAAACCUGGCAUUAGCAAAGGCGUGUAAGGCAUUCCAAAUGGAGAGAGAUCAGAGGGUUUCUGUGGUGUCAGAGGCUCUCUGUUGCCUGCACUCAGAAAAAUUCAAACUCUUUUGUCUGGACCAUCAGCUGCCGGUGUGUCUUAUCUGCAGAGACUCAAAAAUGCAUACCAACCACAGGUUUAGACCCAUCCAAGAAUUUGCACAGGAGCAAAAAAAGGGGCUCCAGAAAUCCCUGAAGCCUUUACAUGAGAAACUGAAAGUAUUUGAACAAAUUAAAGAAAAGUGUGAUAAAACAGCAGAACACAUUAAGGUCCAGGCUCGCCACACAGAGAGACAGAUUAAAGAGCAUUUUAAGAGGAUGCACCAGUUUCUACAAGAGGAAGAGGAGGCCAGGAUCACUGCACUGAGGGAGGAAGAGGAGCAGAAGUUUAAGACAAUACAGGAGAAGAUUGAAGGUCUGAUCAGAGAGAUAGAAGCUCUUUCAGAAACGAUUAGAGCCACGGAGGAGGAGCUGAAAGCCGAAGAUGUCUCAUUCCUGCAGAACUACAACGAUGCAGUGAAGUUAGUCCAACAGCAGCCCCUGCUGGAUGAUCCAGAGCUGGCCACAGGAGCUCUGAUAGAUGUGGCUAAACACCUGGGCAACCUGACCUUCAACAUCUGGAACAAAAUGAAGAAAAUGGUCUCCUACUUUCCUGUGAUUCUGGAUCCAAACACUGCCAACCCAGAAUUUAUCCUCUCUGAAGAUUUGACAAGUGUAAGUCACGGAGAGCAACAGAAGCUUCCCGAAAACCCAGAGAGGACUGACUAUCAUCGUUCCGUCCGCGGCUGGGAGGGCUUUAACUCAGGGACCCACAGCUGGGAUGUUGAAGUGGGAGACAACACAGCCUGGUUUGUUGGAGUGGCAGCCGAAUCCAUUCAGAAAAGGGAGCGGGUAAAAUCAGGAUUCUGGCAAAUCGAGUUCUACAAUGGUAAAUACAGCACACGCAUACUGGGAGCCCCACCGUCUGCUCUCCGAGUAAAGAAGAAGCUGCAGAGGAUCAGAGUUCAUCUGGACUGGAACAGAGGAAAGCUGUCAUUCUUUGAUCCUGAUACUGGCUCACACUUACAGAGUUUCACACACUCUUGCACUGACAAGCUGUUUCCAUGCAUAGGUACUUUAAACGAAAUCCCACUGAAGAUAUUACCAGACAAAAUUUCUGUAACAAGAGAUUAUCUCAGUUAAAGUUUGGUGUGUUUGAUAAGCAGAUGCAUUGUCCUUCGGUGCAUGGACUGACACCAAGGUAAUGUGUCAAAGUAUUACCCAGAACUUAAGGUUUCUCAGCAGAAAACUACAACCAAAUGAGAAGAUUAAUGGUAUUCUCACCACCUGUAAGUGGUUUUAAUGUUACUAAUGUUUGCAUGCUGUAAAAUCUGUAGACUUCGCCCCCCAGAAAUUAAGAAGUGGGAAAUGCUGCCUGAGUUUUAAUCACGUUCAAAGUGCUUAUUUACCUACUUAAGAAGAAUAAUAGCUGAUUUAUCCUACAGCAAUAAAUGAAUGGGGUGUAUUGCCAUCAACAAUUGUGCCAGGUUUGUUUUGAAUUAAUGAGGUGUAAACCAUGGUAUAUUGGAAAGCUAGUACAUCCAAUAACAGAACAACUGUGUGAAGCAAGAUAUGCUGGAAUUCAAAUGCAAGGCUAACAUUCUGCUAAUGUAGACACAUGCAGUUUUUUUUUGUUUUUAUAACUCAGUUCUGAUCCUCUCCCUACACCCCACAUUUCAGAAAAAGUAACAGUUGCUUAAGGUUUGUCAUUUUCAAGUUAACAUUAUCAGCUCAGUUUCUCUUGUGAUGUCGGGUGGCUGUAGCUCAGGAGGCAGUGCAGGUUAACUACUAGUUUCAAGGUUAGUGGUUCAAUCCCUGGUUAUUCCAAACUGUAUGGAUACUACCCAAGAAUGGGUAAAUGGGGCAAGUUGUAGAAAGUACUUUGGGUGCUUAGCUAGAAUAUAAAAGUUCUACAUAAGGUCCAUGUUAGGGUGAUAGAGACACAUAGAUAUAAAGACAUAAUUUACUA